Messenger RNA from Penicillium cinerascens, 948 nucleotides. RefSeq names its product Mrp/NBP35 family ATP-binding protein. The transcript is spliced from 2 exons. Bases 1 to 948 code for a protein of 315 amino acids. The record is from RefSeq and is a predicted model, not a curated record. NCBI's taxonomy places the organism in Eukaryota, Fungi, Ascomycota, Eurotiomycetes, Eurotiales, Aspergillaceae. Gene Ontology annotation, biological process: iron-sulfur cluster assembly. Gene Ontology annotation, cellular component: cytosol. Gene Ontology annotation, molecular function: ATP-dependent FeS chaperone activity; ATP binding; 4 iron, 4 sulfur cluster binding.
AUGCCUCUAGACGGAGUGAAGAAUAUUGUCCUAGUGCUUUCCGGCAAAGGAGGCGUAGGAAAAUCCUCUGUUACCCUCCAACUGGCCCUCGCACUCUCCCUGCAAGGCAAAUCUGUCGGAAUCCUCGACAUAGACCUAACAGGCCCCUCAAUCCCGCGCCUCGUCGGCCUCGAAGACGCAAAGAUCACCCAAUCUCCAAAUGGCUGGCUGCCAGUCCCAGUCCAUGAUGCCGUGCCCGCACAAUCCGAUUCAUCUACACCCCCGCGCGGCUCCCUCCGUUGCAUGUCUCUAGGCUUCCUCCUCCGCGACCGCGGCGACGCCGUCAUCUGGCGCGGACCUAAGAAGACAGCCAUGAUUCGACAGUUUUUGUCCGAUGUUUCGUGGGGAGCGACCGAUUACCUGCUCAUUGAUACCCCGCCCGGCACGAGUGACGAGCAUAUCGCGUUAGCGGAGCAGCUUCUCACACUCUCUACUGCAGAUGCUGCGACUGCGGCGCAGCGCAAUGUGCCCCGUCUUACGGGUGCGGUGCUUGUGACGACGCCGCAGGCUGUCGCUACCUCAGAUGUGCGCAAGGAGGCGAAUUUCUGUGUCAAGACGAGUAUCCCAGUGCUUGGGGUCAUUGAGAACAUGUCCGGGUAUGCUUGUCCGUGCUGUGGCGAGGUUAGUAACCUCUUCUCGAGUGGUGGAGGCGAAGUCAUGGCGCAGCAGUUGGGGAUUCCAUUUUUGGGCAAGGUGCCAGUGGAUGUCAAGUUUGGAGAGCUGGUUGAAGGCAAAGUCGAGGAGAGUGACGACGAGGAUGAGGACAAGGACGAGCAGCCUGAAGCUCCUGCGGAGCCGGAUUUGAGGCCACUUGUGGAAAAGUACAAGGAGGGCUGGUCGUAUGCGCGAUUCGAGGAAUUUGCGAAGACUUUACUUGGGGGUGCGGAGAGCACGGCUGGGGCGUCCUAA